CUUCUGCUGAAUGUAUGUGUGUGUUUCCAAACGCAGCUGUAAUAUGAUACAUAGCGCGUAAUCAAUUAUUUGCUUGUUUACGUUUAUCUGUUCAUGCACAGUACAUGAUUAUUGAAUAAUUCAUCCUCAUUGUGGAAGGGUUCGUUCUUAAAAUGGGAAAAGUUGAGAUUAAUAACGAGAUUGUUUCAUUACGACAUACGGCUCGUCAAGCACGUGUUUGUGUAAUAAAUAAACUGAUCAGAUAUGCAAAACGCUUACAGGAUAAAAAUGGAAAUGAGAAGCAACGGGAAAAGAAUAAAAGAAAAGCCGACAAGCUAGUCGCGGAAGUUUAUGCGCUAAAAACGAUUAAGGAUGAUGAAAUUUCUAAAUUUGGCAUCAUGAAUGAAAAGGAAGCGGAAGAUAUAGUGAAUGAUCAAUCUUCAAGCAAGAGGGACCGUAUAUUGGCAAGGGUCAUAAGUUAUAAAUCUUUCAAUAGAAGACUAAUGGAAUUCAGAGAAAAAUUUCCAGACUAUAAAAUGUACUUGUCGGAAGACAAGAAGAAAACUGCAAAGUUAAAAAAAAAGGAUUCGGCAAAAUGCAAGAAACUUUUGGCAGAAGAUAAUCAUCAUUCUCAGCAUGAAGAUUCAAAGGAACAAAAUGUUAAUUCCAAUAAUAUCAAUGAAGACUCGGAGAAACAAAAGGUUAACUCGGGUAAAGUUACCGAAAUGUCUCAAUAUAAUUCCAAGGAUGAAGAAACCAAAUCAUGUGAAGUAAAGAGUGACUCGCAUACGCGCAAAAAGUCCUUGAACAAAGACGAUACAGCCUUGGUUGAUAAGAAGUUACCGAAGCUGGUAGGAAAUGAUACGUUAGAGGAUGCAAAUAAACAACCAACUGCAAUUAAACUGUGUAGCGUUACAAAAGAAGGCACGGUAAAACGAUUUGUAGAAUUCUUGGAGGAGCAAAAUUCCGCUGGAGAUGCACGAGACCCGCCGGAGAGACCGACAUCUGCAGAGGGCACUGAUCACGAACGUACAAUAACUGUGCGAGCAAAAUCAGUCGAUGACUUUUUUGUCACAGGAAACGAUGAAGAAGGUUAUCGAGAGAAUCGUACGAAUGCUUCAGUGUCAUUUACAAGAUCUGAUGCUCCAGCUAGAACACUUCGCUCAAGCAGUCGAGUCAAAACGCAAAACCCAAGGUAUAAGAACGAUGUGAGAGGAAGUAAAACUCCAAAAUAUAAUCAGUUGAAGGAACAAUCGAGAGGAGAGAAGGUGGCUAAGCAUAAAGAAUGUUUGGACGAGCAAUCUUUUGCCAUGAGACAAGAGAAAAGGCCGUUUAACAGGAACAACAAAAGCACAAGCAAGAAUAAUCCAAGUGAUGUCAGUGACAGAGGAGAAACUGUCGACUUGCAUCCCUCCUGGUUGGCUAAAAAGAAACAGCUAGAAGCUAUGGGCCAAAAAUUUCAAGGAAAAAAGAUUGUAUUUGCGGACGAUUAAAGUGAUUCGGUGAUUUCUCGCGAUUGUAAUAAUUUACAAGGAGAAGAAGGACAAAAUGAACCACGAAUCACGAUUAUGUUUAGCGAACGCAACGGUUAUGCAAUCGUUGAAUAGAAAUUAUUUAGAAUAGAAGUAAAUAGAAGUUAUCUAGAAUAUAAUUAUCUAGAAUCGGUAACUCUUAAACUAUGUCCCCGCCGGAGUAACAACGAGAAACUUUUCAUUGCUUGCUUUGACACUGAAUUAUCCAACAUUUGUCAAUUUGUAGAAACAUCUCGUCUGUAUUGAAACAACAUAAUCACGGAAACAUUUGAAUCUGGUUUCUCCUCCAGUCUUCUCAUUUGUCUUUAGUUGUCCGCACUCAAGAAACAAAGCAGUUUAUUGCAAGCGUAUGAUACGGAUAAUUGGCAAAAUAUAUUUUUCAUUUUGUGUUUUUCCGUCGUAUCUGUUCUGACAGCUUCGGAAAUUUCUCUCCAAGCGUCUUCCCUCGUGUUCCUAUAUUUAUAUUUUCUUAUUAGAAGAAAUCCAUGAACACUCGUGUAUUCUUCAAUUAACUUGAUAAUAAAAUUAUUAUCCCAUUUUACUUAUUUUUUUACUUACUUCUUUACUAACAUUUUUAUUUAUUUAUUUACUACACUUUCUUAUUAUCAUCUUUUAUUAAAUACCGUUAUAUCUGACGACUGAAUGUUCAUGCCGAAGGAACAUCGGUUUCUGUUACAACUUGUUGACGCGUCAAGAAACUUUCGGCAACAACCGGCAAUUUUUUUAAGAAACACGAAACGUCAACAAAAACAUUUCUCGUCCGUUGCUCCGGCGGGGACAUAUAGCUUUAUAGAUCUAUCAAUUAUAUAUUCAUCAUUCAGAAGUUGAUCGUUAUGCUUGCUGAACGCAGCCGCUGCUAGCUUACAACGUACAUUCAUUUGUUUCGUCCAAAAAAUGUAUACAUAUGUACAUUUGUCUCAAAGAGUAACGUAUUUAUUGUACAUAAUAUAUACAAGAAUAUUGCGAUAAUAUUGCGAUGUAUUUUUUUAUUUUAUUUUCUAGACCUUAAUCUUACGUGAAAUAAAAUAUAAUUCAGACAUUAUACAUCUUCGUUCUCACAUACAGCCGUCGCACGAUUUCGAACGUAUAUAUAUACAAGCAUGUACGACGAUGCGAGCAACGGUCGCAUACGUAAUUGGAGGCUCAUUUGCUCGCUCGUCCAAUUCGAGUUCCUUGCGAUUUGCGCGCAGCGUUCCAGAUUGGAUGCUUUCGAGUCCGACUAUAAAGUCCGCUGUGCACGCGAAUCGGGACGUAUCUCGCUUGUAAGUCGAUCGACGUUUAAAAACUACCUUGUUUUACGCGCGUGUUACAAGUGUAAUAUUGCAGUGAAAUUUAUAUGUGAAACUGAAAUACGAUACGAGCUCUGAAAAUGUGUUCGGUCGAACGGAAAAGGAAACGAAAUAAAAUAUGUACAGGAUGUGUGUGUGUGUGUGUGUGGAUGCCGAAUCUUACAUUAUACGGCAAGACGUGAUUUAUUGUACCAAUUAACACUUCGAGGACCGGUGUCCUCGCAAACAUCGGUCACACGGGAACAUUAACUCGUGUCCCCGGUGCCGACAUUUGAUUUCAUUUCAUAACAAUAACAAUCAGGAGGAGUGAAUGUAAA
Molecule: messenger RNA, 3117 nt
Organism: Dinoponera quadriceps
Lineage: Eukaryota; Metazoa; Arthropoda; Insecta; Hymenoptera; Formicidae
Product: serum response factor-binding protein 1-like
Exons: 2
Coding region: 153-1472 (439 amino acids)
Biological process (GO): maturation of SSU-rRNA
Cellular component (GO): nucleus; 90S preribosome
Source: RefSeq, a predicted model, not a curated record